AUGUCUUCCAAAACGCCCCCCUCCGAUACCCAGAGCAGUAGUCCCUUGGGACAAAGCUCUCGAUCGACAUCAGCCAUGACCGGGAAAGAGACCCCAACCCCCUCAAACACCGAUGUCGAGAUGAAGACCAUGCAGUCCAAUGCGCCCAAGGGCUCUAUCCCCUUGGGUGAGGAUAUCAUGCAGCUGGCUCGCAUUGGAGAGAUCGGGGCGAUGCAGAAUCUGUUUGCGACAAAGAAAUUGACUGCGAAUCAUCGAGAUGAAGAAGGAAUUACUCCGCUACACUGGGCCGCAAUCAACAAUCAAUACGCCAUGUGCAAAUUCCUCCUCGACGCCGGAGCCGACGUGAACGCAAAGGGCGGAGAGUCCGUGGCUACACCAGCCAUGUGGGCAGCGCAACGAUGCCACUACUACAUCGUCAACCUGCUACUCACGCACGGCGCAGACCCGCUCCUCACCGACGUCCAAGGCUACAACAUCCUCCACCUCGCAACCAUUGACGGAAACGCUUUCCUAGUCGUCUUGCUCCUGCACCAGGAGAUCCCCGUCGAUGUAGUCGACCAGCAAGGCCACACAGGCCUGAUGUGGGCCGCCUACAAGGGCUACCCAACAUGCGUGGACCUAUUCCUGCGCUGGGGCGCCAACGCCAACGCCGUAGACGAGGGCGGCCUCACACCCCUGCACUGGGCUCUGGUCAAGGGCUCACUGCCGUGUGUCUUGAAGCUGUUGGAAUACGGCGCGGACCGAUUCGCGGAGACCCGCGACGGAAAGUCGCCCAGUACAGUCGCGCAGGAGAUGAAUACGAUGCGCAUCUGGUACCGGGCUCUUAAUGAGCGGGGCUAUGAGCCGGAUGGGACGCAGAAGGAGGUGCCGAUGGGACUGGCGAUUGUCCGGAAUAAGAGCACCAUGGCGAAGUUUUUCUUCCUGUGGCCGUUCCUGACUAUUCUUCUUGCGCUUUGGAUGCUGAGCCAUAUCUCGGUUUUCCUUAGUGUGCCGCUGACGCUGGCGACGCUUUUUGGGAUGCAGUGGUCUGCGCAGCAGUUGGCGAACCGAGGUCCUUCGGAGUAUCGGAUUUUGCAGAAGACGCCGUACUUGGCUGGUGUCUUCGCAGGCACAUUGUUCUGGGUCGGCUUUUGUUAUGUUUUCAGGGUAUUGCCAGCCACAUACUCUUCAUCCCCGAUUUUGAACAUUCUGUUUGCCAUCUUCUAUAGUCUUACGGCCUAUUUCUACAUCUACGCCAUGAUUCAGGAUCCGGGCUAUGUGCCCAAGAUCAGCAGCCGGAACCAGCAAAGGGAGAUGGUCAAGCAACUCUUCGAACUCUGGAAGUUUGACGAGGAAAACUUUUGCGUCCCUUGCAUGUCGCGCAAGCCUCUCCGCAGCAAGCACUGUCGCCGCUGUGGCCGUUGCGUUUCGAAGCAUGACCACCACUGUCCCUGGAUCGACAACUGUGUCGGAGCGAACAACCUCCGCCACUUCGUCCUUUACAUUGUUUCCCUCGAAAUCGGCAUCAUCCUGUUCGUCCAGCUGACCGUUCGCUAUAUCAACGCCCUCCCAGCCCCAACAGCUGCAUCCUGCAACGUAAUCAACGACGCCUUGUGCAGCUACGUCACCCGCGACACAUUCACCCUCGUCCUCAACAUCUGGGUAAUCCUCCAACUAGUCUGGGUAACAAUGCUCUGCGCAGUCCAACUAGUCCAAAUCUCCCGCAAUCAAACAACCUACGAAAACAUGCGCGGCCACCACAUCGACCGCUCAUACCCAAGCUCCCAAGCCUUCGCCUCAGCAAUGACAGCAGGAACAACCUCCCUCGACGCAGCAGGCCUCUCCGCCACGGGCGCAGGCCCCAACCCGGCCCUCGCCAGACCCCCGCCCCCACGCCGCCGCCACGGCAACUGCUUCUCGCAAUGGUCGGCGCUACUAGGCAUCGACGCGUUCUUCGCGACAGCAAGAGACGGUCUCCGCGACGGACAGGGUCAAGCAGCCGCCCGACCCCGCAAUCCAUUCUCGCGCGGCUUGGCGACAAACUGUCGCGAUUUCUGGUGCGAUCCGGCACCUAUCUUUGGCAAGAGACAGACUGGUUCUGCGAUGUUGGCGGGUGAGGUCGUUAAUUAUCAUGACAUGUAUGAGACGCCCAUGCGGAUGCAUACGGGUGCGCGGUCGAGAUCCGGUGAUGGGGGUGCUUAUCGGAGUGUUGCGGGUGAAGAUCCUGAGCGGAUGGUUUGA
This is a messenger RNA of Penicillium manginii, 2220 nucleotides long. RefSeq names its product palmitoyltransferase AKR1. Gene Ontology annotation, molecular function: protein binding; palmitoyltransferase activity. The record is from RefSeq and is a predicted model, not a curated record. The transcript is spliced from 6 exons. Gene Ontology annotation, biological process: protein palmitoylation. NCBI's taxonomy places the organism in Eukaryota, Fungi, Ascomycota, Eurotiomycetes, Eurotiales, Aspergillaceae. Bases 1 to 2220 code for a protein of 739 amino acids. Gene Ontology annotation, cellular component: Golgi membrane.